CAUUCACAAACGUCAGCUUGGGAGGUGGAGGCUACAUCUCUGGACUUGUGCAAAACUACACCAGAAUGUGGACCACCCUCUCCUUCACCUUGACUGUACUCUCCCUUGUGCUGCUCAGCUGCCCCAGUAGUGACAGCAGCAGGAUUCUGGUGGUCCCGGUGGAUGGCAGCCACUGGCUCAAUAUGGAGCACAUCCUGAGAAAACUACAUUCCAGAGGCCAUGAAAUCACAGUACUCCGGUCUGCAAAGAGCUGGUACAUCCCUGAAAACUCCACUGUCUACACCUCCAUCAACAUACGCAUGCUGGAGGACGAGGAGGACCUAGAGGUCUACAACAGAAUGCUUCUAGAUGUCAUCGAAUGCCGCAAGAAGUCACGUUUCAUCCGCUCCUUCUGCCAACAGUACGAGAUCACCAAACUGCUGGGUAAAGGCCACGAGAUUCUUGCCAAUUCCGCUGCACUUCUUCUAGAUGAUCCUGUCUUUAUGAAGAAGAUGCAUGAUGCUCAAUUCAACCUGAUGUUGACAGACCCGGGUAUGCCCAUUGGUGUGAUUCUUGGUAGCUACCUCAAGUUGCCGACAGUUUUCAAUGUUCGUUGGAUAAACAAUGGAGAGAGCCAUUUUGCAAUGGCACCUUCACCUGCUUCUUACAUUCCAAUAUCGGGAACAGAACUUACUGACAAGAUGGACUUUGUGGACAGAGUAAAAAAUGUCUUAUUCUAUAUUUAUAGCCAAACAGAGCUACAGUUUCUCAUAUACCCGGCGUAUUCCAAUCUCAUGGAGCGACACUUUCCUCCUGGAACUGAUUUAUUGUCUUUGGAACUAUCUGCUGACAUCUGGUUGGUAAGAGCGGAUUUUGUCUUUGAGUUCCCGCGUCCAACUAUGCCCAAUGUGGUCUAUAUCGGUGGGUUCCAAUGCCAAGAACCUUCCCCCCUCCCAAAUGACUUGCAAACCUUUGUCGAAAGUUCCGGCGAUCACGGGGUCAUCAUAAUGUCCUUGGGAACAUUUGUGUCCGCCUUACCUCGGAAAGCGACUGAGGCAAUAGCUGCAGCAUUUGCAGAACUCCCACAAAAAGUUAUAUGGAAGUACAUCGGGCAACAGCCAACCACUUUGGGCAACAACACUUUGCUGGUGAAAUGGUUGCCUCAAAAAGAUCUCCUCGGACACCCCAAAACCCGCGCGUUCGUAGCCCAUGGAGGCACCAAUGGUAUGUAUGAAGCCAUCUAUCAUGGCGUUCCCGUUGUGGGCUUGCCAUUACUUUUCGACCAAUUUGAUAACGUGGUUCGGCUGAAAGAGCGUGGAGCAGCCAGGAUAGUUGAAGCAAAAUCCAUCACUAAAGAGUCCUUCUUGGAGGCAGUUAAGGAUGUUGUUGAGAAUCCAUCGUACCGUGAAAAUGUACAGCGUCUUUCAAGAUUGCACCGUGACACUCCGAUGUCGCCAAUGGACACGGCAUUGUUUUGGAUUGAGUAUGUGAUUAGAAAUAAAGGUGCACCCCAUCUCCGAGCAGUGGGCUACAGCUUGCCAUGGUAUUCAUACUUCUGUUUAGAUGUAGCAGCGUUUUUGUUAGUGAUCUUAGUUGCCCUUGUUUGGUUUUCCAUGUUUUGUUGUAGAUUACUGUGCUGCAGGAGAUCGAAGAGGAAGUUAAAAGGAGAAUGAAUC
Messenger RNA from Periophthalmus magnuspinnatus, 1655 nucleotides. It is a transcript of the gene ugt5g1, whose product is annotated as UDP glucuronosyltransferase 5 family, polypeptide G1. Lineage: Eukaryota; Metazoa; Chordata; Actinopteri; Gobiiformes; Gobiidae. Gene Ontology annotation, molecular function: UDP-glycosyltransferase activity. The transcript is spliced from 2 exons. Bases 66 to 1652 code for a protein of 528 amino acids. The record is from RefSeq and is a predicted model, not a curated record.